Dendronephthya gigantea is the source of this 3523-nucleotide messenger RNA. RefSeq lists its product as uncharacterized. Gene Ontology annotation, biological process: protein desumoylation; Cajal body organization. The record is from RefSeq and is a predicted model, not a curated record. Gene Ontology annotation, cellular component: Cajal body. The coding region runs from base 1068 to 3152 and encodes 694 amino acids. Lineage: Eukaryota; Metazoa; Cnidaria; Anthozoa; Malacalcyonacea; Nephtheidae. The transcript is spliced from 6 exons. Gene Ontology annotation, molecular function: SUMO binding.
GCUUUAAUUUCAACUAAAUUUUGGGAUUUUAUGGAAGAAUCUCCCUUGGCUACAAAUCAAUUCCACACCUCACACCUGUAGUUGCCAGUCUAGCUAAUAAUGGCAAUUAAAAAUUUACAGGCAAAUUGAACUGCUCAAUGCUUCAAAUUAAACGCGGUUAAAAAGAUUAUGUAUUUUAUGCCUAAAACAUACCUGUGAAAGUUCUGAAUGCAUCAACCAAACACUCCAAAGUCCAAACAGUAAAAAAUUGAGCUACAUAAAAAAUUAGAUUAAUUAUGAUAUUUGGCACUUCACUCGAUGUAGGUAAAUUCUAGAGGUUUAAAGGGUCUUAAUUUCGAGUGGAAUUAUACACACUUCAAAUUUAAGCCAAGAACAGUUGAUGGGAAACAGUUGAAUCAUUUUUCUAUCAACUGUUCUUGGCUUGAAUUUGAACUUUGAAGUGUGUAUAAUAUUCCACUUUAAACCUCUAGAAUUUACAUAAAAGCAUUAUACACAUAUAAACAUUAACAAAGGUUGGUGUUUUGAAGAGUUUUCGUAUCAUCAGUUGGAAACAGUGUUGGAUUCAGAUGCUUCUAAAGUCUUUUUAUUUCUUUUACAAAUCAAAUUAAGCUUCUAGAUUUGUAAAUAUUUAAAUUUUUUUAUUUGAUGUUAGAACAGUUAAUGGAUAGAGGGUAUUGUUAUCAAUAAGUUAAAAAGUGAAAUCAUUUUAUUAAAGUUAGUUAGUUAGUAACAGCAAGGUACAUAAGAACACAAUACUAUAAGUUCUCACCUUUGCAUCUGAUGAAAAGUGAAACUCUACACAAAGGGAGGGGUUUGAUAAGUGUUAUAAGUUGUGUUACUCAAGGAGAAACUGGUUUCUGCUUCCAGUUGCCAGCUCAUUAUUUGUUAAAUCAACAUAGAAGAUAGGAAAUAUUUUGUUAAUUUCACCUACAUAUGCUUAUUUCUAUAGCAACAGGCUGAGAGGGAUAUGCUUAAACUUCCAAUCAUAACUUUGGUGUACUUUUACUGGUCUUUGAUGACAGUAUCCAUGAUGGUUACAUUAAACAUGUGUUGUGCAAGGAUAUUUGAUGGUUUCUUUUUCAAUUCAUAGUAUAUUCUUGAUUUGUAUAUAUCCAUUUGGUGAAGACAACAUUGCUGGGUUUUUUAUCAAGGCACCAGGAUCUGAUGUGGUUACAGAGAAACAAGAUUGGAAAACUGAGUUUAAAUCAUUUGAGAAUACUUCAACAAUACAUUUACCAUCAAAUAUCCAAACAUCCCAAUUCUAUUGGUUGAAUUCAGAAAACCUUUGCUGGCUGGAUUCUGUCAUGACUAUCCUUGUAAACAACAGAUGUUUAGAACUUUGCCUCAAGAAACAACAAGUAAAGAAUUCCAUUCUACAACAACUUUUCUCAAAAUUUUUUAAAGCCCAAAGGCUUGGCCCAAAACAAGAAGGCAAAGAUGUCCUUUGCGAAGUGCGGAGAGAUGUAUUUCAUUAUCUGCAAGAAAAAAUGCAAUGUUCAAUGGGAGUGAAAGAUAGUGCCUUGGUGUCAUUAAAUGUUUUGCUGAACGAUUGUUCCGUUAUUAGUGAAAAAUUUAAUCAAGAAUGUGAAUGGACUUUUAAAUGUUCCUCAUGUGGUCACAUGCAAGUCAAUAGAUAUAACAAGUUGGUUGUCACAUUUCCAAAUACAACUGAUGAUUUUUCAAUGCCAUGCGGAGAGUUUUUAAGAUUGUGUCACAAGUGCAAGUCUCCUGGUCAAAGAAGUCAACUUCACCUUACACGGUUACCUCCGUGUGUGAUCGCACAUUUUACAGAAGGAGUGAAAAGCAAAAAUUUCUUUGAGUCUGGUUUUGUUUGUUAUGGAAAGGAGUACAAGCUGUGUCAAAUGAUUCAGUACAAGAGAGACCCGGAUCAUUUUAUCGCCUGGGUUCGAAAUCGAAAUGGCACGCAUUGGGCGGAAAUCGAUGACACGCGGAGUGUUGUUUGUAAAUGGGAAGAGGGUCCCCCUUCUUUUUCUCCUGGUCAAGUGCACAUCGCUGUUUGGGAGCGUGCAAAGUUAUACGUGAGUAAGUCGUCCGCCGUGCGUAUAAUUGAUGGGAAACUUUUGGGAAAGUCAAAGACUGUGUUGGAAAAUCCUAAGAAUAACGAUGCUUUAGCUGUCAAUGUGGACAAUGCAGAAUCUUCUUUAGCUUUCUGCAAAAAAGACAAAUUGAGUGAGUUUUGUUGCAGAAACCCAGUCGCUUCUAUUUGCCAUAAAAAGUUUCCUGAAAACGUGAUUGAUGGACAGAUGAAUUUGGUUUCAUUGUGCGAUAACGUUUCCUUAGAUAACAUUCGUUCCAAUCCUCUUAAAUUACAAGAACAAAAAAAGGAGAAAAAUGAUGAUGAAAUGAAAGAAGUAUCGUUUAACGAAAGUAAUUCCGUAAAAAAGGCUUGUGAGGAUUACAAUAACCGCAAAAGAAAGGACAGUUUUCCACCGUAUAUACCUAAAAGGAAAAGGAUUUCACCGGGCAAGGAUUCUUCCGACAGAAAUACAGAAGCAAGAUUUUGUCACAACCCAAGUGACAGUGGUUAUUCAAGUCCCGGCUCAAACGGUUCAGGUGCGAGUCUUCCAUCAACUCUUGAAUCUAAGGAAGCAAACUUAGUUCUUACUGAUCUACUUGAAACACUUGACGAUAUUGAUGGUGGUCUGGAUGGUGGCCAUUCGCUAGAUGUAAAUAGUGCAAAAGAAUCUGGUAGUAAUUUGGAUUCCCAGAAAUCAAUUUUGUGUUGUGGACAAAAUAUGACAAAAAAGUCUACAUUAAAUUCCGACUUAAAAAUGCCAACGUGUAUUUCAAAUAUGAACAUUGAUUUUUGUGAAGAUUUUUCUGUCGAAGAAAAAUUGGUGGUGAAAGACGAGGAUCUGAAAAGAUCAGUCGAGUCUUCCGGUGACUUUGUCGAUUUUGGGACAGUCUCAGACUGUGAAAACAAUUUUCUGAACGACAUUGAAGCUUCGCUCAAUUUGACUGACAUAAAGAUAAACGAUGUGGCCGAGCUGUUGCCUUGCGAUGAUAGAUUGACAAAGAACAGAUGGAACGAAGAUCAUUAUUUUUUUGAUAUUUUGAAUGAAGUAUUCCCCAAUAACUUGCUGGGUAAAGAGACCAGCAAACCUAAUUCCAUCAUCGAAGAAAAGGGUUAGGUGAAGCAGUCUGUUGAAUAUUACAUAAAAUUCAACAUAAUAUAUUGCAUAAAAAAAUUACGUAAUAGGUCGUAAUAAUACGACUAUAUUCCUACCUCGCAAGCAAAAGUAGAUCCAAAGCUGGAUUAUCGCCUUCAUUGUCGCUGCAAUCAUGCUCUUCAAAGUAUAAAGAAGUCAUUUUCUUAGUCUGUUGUGUGUUAUAAUAUCUAAAAUACUAUGUUAAAGUUUUCGUUUAAAUUUAUAUUAUUUUUCACUACUUGCGUAAUAAACAUUUGAAUAUUAUCCAGCUGUCCAGUGUAUAUUAAGGCCUAUGCUUGUUCUCAUGAUUAUUUACAUGGAGAAAGAAUCAAAUAAAUCACUAUCACAAUCAA